UGGCGCGUGGGAGCGCGCGCGUGCUGUGUAAAUUCGCGUUUCUAGAACAGUGCGAAGCAACGAAUGUGAUUUUGGACCCGCGAUAAUUCAGAAAGCCAUGGAUUCAUCCGACGAAGAGGUCUCGGGAGACUAUUUGAAGGCAGCUACUCCUCUGAAGAUCGACUGGUUGGAUCUGUCAAUGUUCGGUUACCCAGACUCUGUCGGCCUGAGCGGACUACCUGGCUGCAAGUUCAAAGACAGCUGGCGAGACACCGCCCGCGACCUCGAAUACCUCAAACUGGAAGACGUCAGUGACGUUUUCGUUCUCUGCACCCGUGGCGAGCUGACGCUGUACAGGGUCCCGAGUCUUUUGAUCGAGUACGAAAGCCACGGCAUAACGGUGCACCACCAUCCAUUUCAAGAUGGCACUGCACCGGGCAUAGAGCAGGUGCUAAACAUUCUCAAAGAAAUCGGGAAAGUUAUCGAACAAGGGAAACGAGCCUUGGUUCACUGCUUCGGCGGACUCGGGAGAACCGGCGUUGUGGCAGCUUGCUUGCUUCUGAACUUGGAUGACGGCGUGACGCCGGAGUACGUAGUGCGAAAAGUGCAAGAGCUUAGGGGCACUCGGGCCAUUCAAACGGUGAAGCAGUACAACUUCAUCCAUGAUUUUAGAAGUCUAAGAGACAUGUAUCUGGGAGCCAGUGAUUCCAAGCUUGCUACCGAGUGAAUUGUCUAGCGCGCAGUGGCACUGUUUACUUGCCUGGACCGCAGUAUUGUUGAUA
This is a messenger RNA of Ixodes scapularis (black-legged tick), 761 nucleotides long. RefSeq names its product cyclin-dependent kinase inhibitor 3. Bases 98 to 706 code for a protein of 202 amino acids. Gene Ontology annotation, biological process: protein dephosphorylation. NCBI's taxonomy places the organism in Eukaryota, Metazoa, Arthropoda, Arachnida, Ixodida, Ixodidae. The record is from RefSeq and is a predicted model, not a curated record. Gene Ontology annotation, cellular component: nucleus. The transcript has a single exon. Gene Ontology annotation, molecular function: protein tyrosine phosphatase activity.